This is a messenger RNA of Chanos chanos (milkfish), 1767 nucleotides long. It is a transcript of the gene aebp2, whose product is annotated as AE binding protein 2. NCBI's taxonomy places the organism in Eukaryota, Metazoa, Chordata, Actinopteri, Gonorynchiformes, Chanidae. Gene Ontology annotation, cellular component: ESC/E(Z) complex. Bases 48 to 1388 code for a protein of 446 amino acids. Gene Ontology annotation, biological process: regulation of transcription by RNA polymerase II. The transcript is spliced from 8 exons. The record is from RefSeq and is a predicted model, not a curated record.
UGUCCAAACUUAGAGAGAAAUCUCUUAAGUGACAUUUCGCGACCAGAAUGGCUGCUUCUACAACUGAUGGCCCCGAACAAGAUUCGUCUGUGUGCUGUAACCAAAAAGAGACCGUAAACAACGACGAAAAGACAGAGGGCCUGCGUGCCUCGGAUCAGGAACCGGGUGAUAGCGAGACAGUAAAGAUGGACGUGAGCAGCGAACACGAAGCGGUGGGGAACGAUAAUAGACCACUCUCUAUUCCCGAAGUUGACAAAGAAACUCCAUUCACUGACGAAGCAACAAAAGAAGACAAUGGACUAGUAGAUGAAAUGGAUUUGAAGCCCGUUGAAUCCGAAAAAAGCCCAGAACAGAAAAGCCCAGAUAGUGGCGACUUCCCAGGAGACGGGACGCCAGAGCUCAGAGAAGAACAAAGAGAGAACGUGUCCUCUCUAAGCAAGAGCUCAAAGAGUAAAGGUGACGAUUUCUCGGAUAAAACAGAUAAUGGCAUCAAAAAACGGACCAGUGUAGAAAUGUCAUCUUCCGAUGGCGAACCUCUUAGUCGGAUGGACUCAGAGGACAGUAUUAACAGCACUCUGAUGGACAUGGAGAGUGCUGCGUCCAGUGGCCGUUCCACACCUGCCAUGAUGAAUGGACAGGGAGGAGCGUCCUCCUCUUCGGCUAAGGCCUCCUCAUAUGCGUGCUGCUGGGACCAGUGUCACCAGAUCUUCAGCACCAGCCCAGACCUGGCAGAACACAUCCGCGGGGUCCACGUAGAUGGGCAGAGAGGGGGGGUGUUUGUUUGUCUAUGGAAGGGCUGUAAAGUGUAUAACACGCCCUCCACCAGUCAGAGUUGGCUACAGAGACACAUGCUAUCACACAGUGGAGACAAACCCUUCAAGUGUGUGGUGGGUGGCUGCAAUGCCACCUUUGCUUCCCAGGGUGGGCUGGCACGCCACGUACCGACCCAUUUCAGUCAGCAGAACUCCAGUAAGAUGUCCAGUCAGGCCAGACUAAAGGAGGAGUCUCCAUCCAAGGCAGGCCUCAACAAGAAACGGAAACAGAGGAUCAAACGUCGAAGGUCCUUACCACGUCCACAUGACUUUUUUGACGCCCAGACCAUGGAUGCCAUCCGCCACCGUGCCAUCUGUCUUAAUUUGGCAACCCACAUUGAGAGUCAGGGCAAAGGCCACAGCGUGGUCUUCCACAGUACGGUCAUAGCCAGGCGGAAGGAGGAUUCUGGGAAGGUGAAGGUGCUUCUCCAUUGGACGCCAGAGGACAUACUUCCGGACGCCUGGGUGAGUGAGAGUGAUCGACCACAGAUGAAGACUAAAGUGGUGCACCUCUCUCAGCUGCCUCAGGACACGGCCGUGUUACUGGACCCCAACAUCUACCGGAUGUUUUUCUAGAAGUGAGGAGGUUUGUCUCUCCAGCUGCUGGCACAUCCAGAAUGAAGUGGAUAAGAGAGAACUGAACAGACAGGAGAGAUCUUUUUCCCCACUUGUUCUUCUCUCCUUCAUGCCUGAAGUCAUCCAAAAUUAUAAUGUGUUUUCUUCCCAUAAACCUUGAAAAUGAUGAAUUUUGUUGGGGACUGAAGUUUUUGAACAGUGUAUGUCAAUGAAGAGUCUUUUACAUGUUUCUGGUAUUACAGCUGGAUUGGAAACGAAUGUUUUUUUUCCCUUUGUGCUCAGUUGUAAUGAUGAGCUAGCAGAAGUCUUGUAGAUUCAUUUAUAUAGCAGCUGUUUUUGUAAAUAUUCUUGGAGAUUUGUAAUAUAUUUUUAUACCAUG